Molecule: messenger RNA, 4457 nt
Organism: Columba livia (rock pigeon)
Lineage: Eukaryota; Metazoa; Chordata; Aves; Columbiformes; Columbidae
Product: olfactory receptor 10A7
Exons: 1
Coding region: 1673-2653 (326 amino acids)
Biological process (GO): G protein-coupled receptor signaling pathway
Cellular component (GO): membrane
Molecular function (GO): olfactory receptor activity; G protein-coupled receptor activity; odorant binding
Source: RefSeq, a predicted model, not a curated record
CCUGUCCUGCUGCAGAGGGAAAUGUGGACUCUUCUCAUUGCUCUGAAAUGACUCAGGUUAAUGGUUGCACUCCGUGAUCUUGAGGGUCUCUUGCAACCAAAAUGAUUCUCUGGUUCUGUGAUUUCCCAUGGACCACCUGCUCUUCCUGAGCCAGAGAAGACACCAGCCUUUUGCUGCCCACACCGCUUUCCCAGCUGCUCUAAGCACCACAGGUGCUUCCCAUCCCUCUAUGGUUUUGCCCUUGUGUCCCAGCUCCUACCCUUCCAACAUACCCCAAACCAACAUGGAGGGCACAUGCCUCUGCUCCAGCCUCCACUCUCUUCCUGGAAUCAGGUCCCCAAAGGUCUCUCUGCUCCCACUGGCGUGGGUCCCUGCAUGGAAGGAGGUGUCCGUGGGGGCUCCCGGUGGCUCCAGCACCCCAGCCCUUCUCGUGGCACAGAGCCUUGGGCUGGCUGGUCCCCCUCACCCCUCACAUGCCCCCCCUGACUGCUGGGCACCAGGACAAACCCACAGCCCAUCCCUGCGCCUUUGGGCUGUGGAGCACAUGCCCAGCAUGGCGGGAUUGUCCUUGUUCCCUCUUGGGAGGAGCCUGCAAUGUCAUGGAAUCAGAGAGUCAGUCAGACAACCAUGUUGGUUGGAAGAGACCCUUAAGAUCAUCGAGUCCAACCAUAACCUAACUCUGGCACUAAACCGCGACUCUAAGAACCUUGUCAUUUGAUGGUGCUCUGUUCCCCUCAGCCUGGCACCCACCUCCUCUUCACACCUGGUAGAUGCUCUCACACCUGUCCCUGGAAGGACCUGGUGACAGCUCUGGCAGCUGCUUGUAUGAACCUCCGAUCAUCUCCUUAUUGGUCUUCCUGCGGAUUCAGUACUUGUAGGUUCACGCUCAGAAUCUUCUGUAUCUCAUCUUCAUUUAUUCCUGAGCUCCAGUUUCUUGUUAGUUUCAGAGUCUUUCCUUUUUCCUUAAAGGUAGUGGCUCUGCUUUUCCUUGUCACCCUCAAGCCUUUGAAUCACACUGUCACCUUCAGGUGCCUUUCUGGUCCUCCUGUGAUCUCUCAGAGGUCCCUCCCUUACUUUGCUUUCUAUGUGUGAGCAUGAAGCUAACAUCUACAUUGCAAUAUUUGCAAGCAGACACCUUUGUCUCUAACUCUUAUCAAACAUUUUUCUUUGGAGGGGGAUAAGGUCUGUUCCUACAAUCAGUGUUGGAGAGGGGAAGCAAGAGAUCUUUCUGUAUCCUCGGUGAUGGUGUAAACAUAUUUUUCUUCCAUGAAGGGCAGCAGCUGUUCAGCAAGGCAGGGUCCAACCUGCCACGUUUAUGGGAUCUUCAGACCACACUCCAGUUGAAGCCCAGGAAACCUGGAGCAGGGCGAGGAGCUGCUCUGCUCCACUCUCAUUUGACAGUCCUUGGAGUCUUUACUGACCACAGAGGUGAGGUCCCAGCUCUCUCUGAUGUCCUUCAGGUGACACAGAGUUGGGGGUUGCCCUGAGGCUCAAAACCCUAUGGGCUGAGGCUCACCGCCUGCCCCACAGAUGUGUCCCCUGGGUGUGAGGAGUGCCGGGGACACAGCACCAGCCCCUGCACAGCAGAGCCAAGGGCUGGUGAUCUCUACAGCAGGGUUGAGCACUUCACUCUUUGUCUACCUGUCCUUGUCUCCUCCUGCUCUCCUUGCAGAUGAGCCCUGAACCCCUGCAUCAGGGAAAUCUCAGCAGCCCCACCAUGUUCCUUCUCCUGGGGUUCUCCAGUGCUUACAGAGCAUGGGUGACCCUCUGCCUCUGCUUCUCGCUCAUCUACCUGGUGACGGUGCUGGGAAACCUGCUCAUCCUGACCCUUGUCUGGCUGGACACCCACCUGCACUCCCCCAUGUAUUUCUUCCUGGGCCACCUCUCCUUCCUGGACAUCUGCUACUCCUCUGUCACCCUCCCCAAGAUCCUCAGAGACGCCUUCUCACCACAGAAGACCAUCUCCUUUGUGGGCUGCAUCACGCAGAUCUACUUCUUCCUUUGCUUUGGUGGCUCUGAGUGCAUGCUCCUGGCUGCCAUGGCCUAUGAUCGGUACCUGGCCAUCUGCCACCCCCUCCACUACCCAGCACUCAUGAACAGGAAGAUGUGCUGCUGCUUAGUGGCUGUUUCGUGGUUGAGCGGUUCCAUCUCAUCUCUGACCCAGGCCUUCCUCACAUCCCGCUUGCCCUUCUGCAGGUCCAACAGGAUUGACCACUUGUUUUGUGAGAUACCAUUCUUGCUGAAGGUGUCCUGCAGCCCUAAUGCUCCUCUCAACAAGGCUGCCUUAUAUGUUUUUGCUGGGACUAUUGCAAUGGGCUCUUUUCUCCUGACCGUGGUGUCGUACGUUCACAUCAUCGGCACUGUCCUCCGGAGGGGUGCAGGGACGCACAGGGCAUUUACCACCUGCACCUCCCACCUCAUCGUGGUGUCCCUGUUCUUCAGCACCGGGGCUGUCGCAUACCUGGCACCUCACUCCAGCGACUCCAGGGAGACGGAUGAGGUCCUUGCCCUGCUGUACGCUGUUGUGACCCCCAUGCUCAACCCCAUCAUCUACAGCUUGAGAAACAGCGAGGUCAAAGGGGCCAUCAGGAAAGCCCUGUGCACAGGGGUGUCACGGGUGUGCACUAAGGGUUCGGGCAUCACUGUGGAGUGACACCCCUCCCCAUGCCAGGGAUGCAGCUCUUGGAGACACAACACACAAGGGCUCUGGGGCUCCGGGUUGGGUGGUGCCGUGUGGUGCUGGUGCACCGUUCGGUGGCUCCUCGCUCUUCCUCACCAACACAUCAGUGCUCAGGCCCGUUAUCGCCAGGGGGACGUGGAGGCUGGGUAUCUACCUCACAGCAGGGUCUCCCUUUGUGUCUGGAAGCCUCUGGCACAGCUGGCGUCAGUUCACACCACCAGCUGCAGAAAACCCAGCUCACACAGGUGUGACCCCAGGGACAUGCGCUGUGUGUCAUCCCAGGAGAGGAUGAGACAAUGCAGAGCACUGCUGAGGUCUUCCACCUCUGGAACUGGUGGCAGAAGGAUGGCACACAACAUCCUCUGGAGACCUGAAUAGACUAGGAGUGGAUUUUGUAAAAUUGCUAAUUGCUUGGCCACAGGACCUGUCCCAGUAAGUAGUUCUGGGAACUUUUUUUCCUAGGAAAUAGGUAUUGCCCAGGUAGAGGAGCUGUAGUGGCCAUCUGCACGCUGCCCCUGAUGGGACAGUGCCCUUGGUAAGCCUUAAUUUUUUUAAUCUUUUAUCUAGAUCAGGGCUUUGCCAGGCUUUCUGGAAAGAGCUUUAAUGCCAAAGCAGAGCCCUUUCUGAGGUGAAACACCGGGCAAAGCACAGCAGUAAUGCUCGGCUGUUUGCAUCUCCUCUUAAACGGUGGAUAAUCUUGUCUGGACUGGACUUGCAGACACUGCAGAGCCGGAUGUCUUUCCCUUAAUACAAUAAAAUAUGUAUAAGUAGGAAAACCAUUGUCAGGGAAUUGAUCUUUGUAUUUUCAGGAGUCAAAGUUAACCCUGGAAACGGAGAGCUGCUUCCACAUGCACAAUGGUGGCGAUAAGGCGGGAGUGUGGGUGGGAGAGCAGAUCAGUCUGUUUCGCGACGUGCCUUCGGGAAGGGUUCGGGAGCAACCAGCAGCACAAGGAGCUGGGAGGGUGUUACCUGGUGGUCAUAAAUAAAGGGGUGUUAAAGGACGCUGUGGCAGGUGCUCAGCAUGUGCAAGAAGAUACCUCUACAGGCACAGCCAAACACAUCCCCCUCGGACCUCAACCGGUUGUUAGGUUGGGGUUUCUUUACAAUAAGACUCUGUAAGACUCCUGCUUAGCAGAAAUUAUGGGAACUGUUUUCCUGCGACUGGAAACACCCCUGACCCUGCUGGACCAAGGAUUUCCCAGUAGGAAUUCAACGUGCUUUAUCCCACUCAGCAACACAUCCUCCCAGAGCAUGCAGACAAGGCAGGGCUAGUUGAGGAGCCCAGCUUUCAGGAUACCUACAAAAUCAGCAGCUCCUUUGGAAAUAAGGAAGAAUUUCACAUCCCUUCCCACCCAUGGUCCCCAGGACGGGGUGAUCCAGAGCCGUGUGCCACUCCUCUGCUGUCCCUGCUCACAGGGAAACCUGCGGCUUCACGACUCCUCCUGCCAGGUGUAGCUGCUUUGGUACCUGGCCAGAUGUGCACCUCUGGAGGUGACAGGCAGGGGGGAGGAUGGGGAACCCCUGUUACAAGGAAGGGUCUGGCACCAAGAGUCCUGAGUGUUCUCUGUGCUCACCCUUCACCAACUUGUCCCACCGACGGGCAAGACCACACCAUGACAUGGAAUGACAGAGCUUGGUGUAAAGACUGGAAGCGUCACCAGGGGUAAAAUAAACAUAUAUCCCUUUUAUCAGGCUUGUCCGUCAGGGAAGGUCACUGCUUUCCCUGGAGCAGCCGUCUCUGAAGUGGGCUGCAUGCGCCCCGGGGGUGUGCAAGGCA